Molecule: messenger RNA, 567 nt
Organism: Canariomyces notabilis
Lineage: Eukaryota; Fungi; Ascomycota; Sordariomycetes; Sordariales; Chaetomiaceae
Exons: 1
Coding region: 282-515 (77 amino acids)
Source: RefSeq, a predicted model, not a curated record
UGUACCUAUCUAGCUAGCAAGGCACAACUAACAGGAUGACAGCGAUGGACUUCAGUGUGCCCGACGUACUGCAUGUUCUGCACGCGUUCAUAUGCAGUUGGUGCUGACACCUCGCAGGUACUCUGUCACAAUAGAGAGAGAGAGCGACGAGAUUUGGGCAGACAUGAUUGAAGGGCCAGGCCGAUUAAGAGGUCGAGUCCAGCUUGAGGGACAAAUAUGGACAGAAUCUCUUACGAAAACAUUGUGAGCACCUGGACUUCCAAGUCCUCCUGGAGCCUACGAUGGAACUCGAACGGUCUCUCCUUGUCGAGAAGGUGAACGCGGCCUGGUCGCCAGAGAACUUCUUCAGGGUCUGGACGUACAUGCACGGACGUGUGGACUAUAACAAGUCCCACCCUUUAGGACAGUACUAUUCUACCCUUUCCACAUCCUCACAUGCGGGAAGGGAACUGGUAGGGUAUUCUACCCGUAUCAUAUCCUCACAUGGCGGAAGGGAUGGGUCGGCAAAGACGUGACAAACCAUCGAGGACUCGAACUGAGAGGUCCCAACUCGAGAUGAGGCUGGGG